AUGUUUUCAUCUACUUUUUACCGAACACCUCAACUAGGCUUUACUCUUCUACGCCAUAAAUUAACCCAAUCUCAUUUAACCUCUAAUUUUCGUUAUCCGGCUCUUAGUUUUAUUAGCGCGAGCUCUACUCGUAGUAAAGUUACUUCUUUAAAUUCUCAGCCACCGAUAACACCACCAUCACCCAGCGAUGUAUUUCUUCAAGGCAGUGCUGCAAGCAUUGAACAAAUGUACGAAGAUUGGCUAAAAAAUCCAAAUUCCGUUCAUUUAUCCUGGCAAGUGUAUUUCAAAAAUAUCCAUACUGGUGUGAAUCCUCGUCAUGCCUAUCAACCUCCUCCAACAAUUGUACCAAGUGGAGCUCCCAUUUCGGUCACACCAGGAGGCACUUAUGGAAUAAAUGAUCAUAUGAAGGUACAACUUUUAGUAAGAGCUUAUCAAGUUCGUGGACAUCAUCUUGCAAAAUUGGACCCUCUAGCCAUUAUGAAUGCUGAUUCUAAAUUUUCAAAAGAACUUGAUCCGAUGCAUUAUGGAUUCUCAAAAGAAGAUCUUAAUAAACAAUUUUCAUUAGGACCUGGAAUAUUACCUCAAUUUGCUCAAGGCGGUGGUCCGAUUGGAAUUGAAUAUAUUCACAUUCCUUAUCGAGUUCAAUGUGAUUGGAUUCGUACUCGAGUAGAAAUUCCAAUACCAUAUAAUUAUACGACCGAAGAAAAACGUAUGAUUCUUGACAGAUUAAUAUGGUCAAGUUCAUUCGAAAAAUUUGUAGCUUCAAAAUAUCCAACUGAAAAAAGAUUUGGUUUGGAAGGAUGUGAAAUUUUAAUUCCUGGCAUGAAAGCUUUGAUUGAUAGAUCUGUUGAUCUUGGAAUAGAAUCAAUUGUGCUUGGAAUGGCUCAUCGUGGUCGAUUAAAUGUGCUUAGUAAUGUAGUUCGAAAACCGAAUGAGUCUAUAUUUUGUGAAUUUGGUGGGUCUGCAAAUUCUUCUGGUGAAGGUUCGGGUGACGUCAAAUAUCACUUGGGUAUGAAUUAUGACAGACCAACACCAUCCGGAAAACGUGUACACCUUUCUCUCGCUGCUAAUCCAUCUCAUUUGGAAGCUGUGAAUCCUGUUGUAUUGGGCAAAGUUCGUGCUCUACAACAUUACACAGGUGAUGAAAAAGAACGACAUCGUUCUAUGGCUGUUUUGCUCCAUGGUGAUGCAUCAUUCGCUGCACAGGGUGUAGUAUAUGAAACAAUGGGUUUUCAUGAUUUACCAUUCUAUACAACUGGGGGUACUGUCCAUAUAGUUAUAAAUAAUCAAAUCGGAUUUACUACUGAUCCCCGAUUUGCACGUUCAACACCGUAUUGUACUGAUAUAGCGAAAGUAGUUAAUGCUCCUAUUUUUCAUGUGAACGGAGAUGACGCUGAGGCUGUAACUUUUGUAUGCCAAUUGGCUUCUGAAUGGAGACAAACUUUCAAAAAGGAUGUUGUUAUAGAUUUAGUUUGUUAUCGUAAACAUGGCCAUAAUGAAGUUGAUCAGCCUAGCUUCACACAGCCAAGAAUGUAUAAACAAAUUGCUAAACAACCUUCAACACUUGAAAUUUAUAUCCAAAAACUUUUAAAUGAAGGUACAUUCACAAUUGAACAAAUUAAUAAACAUAAACAGUGGGUAUGGGAUACAUUAGAAGAAAGUUAUAAUAAGAGCAAAGAUUAUGUGCCAACUAGUCGUGAAUGGCUUUCUAGUUUCAAAUCACCUAAAGAAAUUGCUGAAAAAAUCACUCCUGUUUAUUCAACUGGUUCUUCUCUUGAAUCACUUCAACAUGUCGGUGAUGUUAUUAGUUCUUAUCCAAAAAAAUUCAAUAUACACCCUGGUCUUGAUAGAAUAUUCAAAGCUCGUGCUAAAUCCAUAGAAAGUGGUGAAAAUAUCGACUGGCCCACUGCCGAAGGCCUUGCUUUUGGAUCAUUACUUCUUGAAGGAAAACAUAUCCGUCUAUCUGGUCAAGAUGUAGAACGUGGCACUUUCUCACAACGUCAUUCUGUUCUUCAUGAUCAAGAAAAUGAAACUCAAUAUACACCAUUAAAUCAUUUACGUCACGGUCAAGCUCCAUUUGUCGUAUGUAAUUCUUCCUUAUCAGAAUUUGGUGCCCUUGGUUUUGAACUUGGAUACUCUCUCGUAAAUCCAAAUUCUCUUAUAUUGUGGGAAGGACAAUUUGGUGAUUUUGGCAAUAAUGCACAAUGCAUUAUUGAUCAAUUCAUUGCAGCUGGCGAAAAGAAAUGGCUUCAGCGUACCGGGUUGGCAAUCUUACUACCUCAUGGUUAUGAUGGACAAGGUCCUGAACAUUCAAGCGGACGUCUUGAACGAUUCCUUCAACUUUGUGAUGAUCAUCCAUAUGUUUUCCCUACUCCAGAAAAAAUGGCACGUCAACACCAAGACUGUAAUAUGCAACUUAUAGUUUUCACGUCAAAGGCUCUUCUUAGGCACCCUAUGGCUCGUUCUAAACUUGAUGAAAUGAUUGGUGAGACUUAUUUUGCUCGAUAUAUACCAGAACCACAUCCAGACACGCUUGCCGCACCGGAGAAAAUCACUCGUCAUGUCUUAUGCUCUGGACAAGUGUAUUAUACUCUUUUAAGAGCUCGUGAACAAAACAAGAUGGAUCAUGUGGCAAUUUCUAGAAUUGAACAACUGUCCCCAUUCCCGUAUGACUUGUUAGCACAGCAUGUUGACAAGUAUCCAAAUGCACAGCUUGUAUGGGCUCAAGAAGAACCUUUGAAUUCGGGAGCAUGGGGUUAUGUAGCUCCUAGAAUUCGUACUCUUAUGAAUAGCGCUGAACAUAAUAAAGGCAAAGCUUCUAUACCGGCAACUCGUCCACCUUCAGCUUCUCCUGCAACAGGAAACAAAAAACAACAUAUCCAAGAAGAACAUGAUUUAUUAUCCCAAGCGCUUAUUGGAAAAGUUUUAAGACCAAAAGAUGUUGUUUCUGGA
Racocetra persica is the source of this 2952-nucleotide messenger RNA. The record is from the annotation of a GenBank genome assembly. Lineage: Eukaryota; Fungi; Glomeromycota; Glomeromycetes; Diversisporales; Gigasporaceae.